AUGUCUUCAGACGACAACAAGCUCCGUCAGACCCUCACUGAGGGAGGCCACGUUGAGGACCGCACCCAGCCGUCUCUGCCAGUGGUCCAUCGACGCUUUGCCAACCCCUCGCCUCUGGGUCUGCUGUCUUUUGCGACAGGUAUCUUUCUCAUCUCGAGCUUUGGCGUCCACGCUCGUGGAAUCCAGACUCCCAAUGUCAUGAUCUCGGUCCUCAUCUUCUUUGGCGGAAUCUGCCAGUACCUCGUCGGAAUCAUGGAAUUCGUCGCCGGAAACACGUUUGGAACGGCAGUCUUCAUGUCUUACGGCGCCUUCAACAUCUCCUACAGCAUGAUUUAUCUGCCUGGCUCUGGUAUCAUUGCUGCAUACAUGGACUCUGAGGGCAACUUGAGCCCAGACUUUCAGCAGUCCAUCGCAUUGUAUCUCUGGGCUUGGUUCAUCUUGAGUGUCAUCUACACCAUUGCAGCCAUUCGAAGCUCUUGGGUUCUCUUUCUGGACCUGGUGGCACUUGACGUCUGCCUCAUUCUUCUUGCAACUGGAAACAUGGUUCAGAGCACCGCUGUUCUCAACGCCGGUUACGCCUUUGGAUAUUUGGUUGCCAUUCUUAGCUACUGGGCUGGUUGCGCAGGCCUCUACGCUGGAGGAACAACCCCCUUUGAAGUCCCAACGUUUCCUCUGUACAAGGAAGCAUGA
This is a messenger RNA of Fusarium keratoplasticum, 690 nucleotides long. RefSeq lists its product as uncharacterized. The transcript has 3 exons. Gene Ontology annotation, molecular function: acetate transmembrane transporter activity. Bases 1 to 690 code for a protein of 229 amino acids. The record is from RefSeq and is a predicted model, not a curated record. NCBI's taxonomy places the organism in Eukaryota, Fungi, Ascomycota, Sordariomycetes, Hypocreales, Nectriaceae. Gene Ontology annotation, cellular component: plasma membrane.